Messenger RNA from Vombatus ursinus (common wombat), 5234 nucleotides. It is a transcript of the gene CUNH6orf132, whose product is annotated as chromosome unknown C6orf132 homolog. Bases 210 to 3578 code for a protein of 1122 amino acids. The transcript has 5 exons. The record is from RefSeq and is a predicted model, not a curated record. Lineage: Eukaryota; Metazoa; Chordata; Mammalia; Diprotodontia; Vombatidae.
AGGUGCCUCUCAUUUCCAGAAGUGCUGCGGAGCCCACAACACCUGUAUCCCGUUGCAGCCUGUGACGGGGUAAGGACCAGGGACGGGGGCAUGGCUUCUUAGAAUCUUCCCCGCGGGGACAGGUCGGGGCAGAGUCCAUCCAAACUCAGCGGAGCCCCAGCGCAGAGGAGGAGGGAGUCCUCCGCACCCCAACACAGACAGAAGGCAAGAUGAAGAAGAACCAGUCGGUGCAAGGGACCUUCAGCAAACUCUUUGGGAAGAAACAUACGACUCCCACGACCACCUCCUUAUAUGCCACCAACCCCCCCUGGAUCUUCACCCAGGAGGUCCCCGUAGAGGGGACCAGAAACUUUGAUGGAAUUCAAUAUGGAGACAAUCACUUUAAUACAGUGAGUGAGUCAGGAACUGCCACCCUCAAGCCUCGGCCAAGAGUCCGCCCCCUAUUAACCUUCUUACCCCUGAAUGCACAGGAAAACCAUGGACUGGCUGUGCCAACCCCAUCUGUCCCUGAGGAUUUUGUGGGCAAAGAAGUGACAAAUAAAGGCAGCAGCCUGCAAAUCAAUGGUAACCUCCGACUGUACAGCUCCGUGGGUGACCUGAGGUCUGGGCAUUAUGGUGAAGAGCCCAUCAUCCCUCCACCCCCUGUGGGCCCAGCCCCAGGACCACCUCCUGAUGUCUUGAUGUUCAAGGCAGAGUCUCCACCCCCUCCCCCACCUUCCAUGGCACCCCCACCUCCUCCCUUACUGCUGGAACAGCAACCCCCACCGCCACCCAACAUGGCCCCACCUCCACCACCUGUGCCCGGGGCUCUGUCUCCCCCAUCUACACUCUCCUCCCCACCGACCCCCACCCCUCCAGACUUUAUCCCUCCGGCCCCACCCCUAGCCUUCCUGGCACCCCCACCCCCUCCUAUGCCAGCACCAGGACUCCCUGUCCUAGAAUUUCCUCGUACCCCAACAGGGCCUCGGCUCUUCCCUUCUACUGGUGUCUCCAAAUGGAAAUCAGAGACUGUGCUCAAUGGGGGGCAGUCUGAGGCCCACAAGAACAGCCCUCCCAGAAGCCCUGCUGCCCUUCCUACUGAGUCCAAGCCUGACCCCCAUCUUACCUUCCCCCGUUCCUUAAAGGUGCCCCCUCCAGCACCUGUCAGGACCUCAUCAAUCCCAGUUCAGGAGUCUCCUAGGGAUCCCCAAGAGGUGGAUACUCCUAAGAAGAUCUCAAACCGGCUUCCUUUACCACCUAGCUUCCAUAUCCGUCCUGUAUCCCAGGCAUACCCCGAUGGGACUCAGGAGUCAGAUGGCCCCAGGAAGCUUCAAGACACUGUGCCAGCCAGCCCUCAGCCUAGCCAAACCAGCCCCAGAAUAAACAGCAGAACAGCAACGCCACCCCCAGCCUCUCCAUUGCCACCCCCAGCACCCCCUCUCCCUCCAGAGGCUCCCCCUCUGUCUGCCAUCGAAAAGGUCCCAAGACCAGUGACAGGGCUUGGGAAAGGCCCCAAACCAAGUUCUCCCAUCCCCAAACCCAAAUCUGCCAUCCCAGUGGCUGAGGACUCCUCAGAUCCUGUGGACUGGCGUGAUCCCAAACAAAUGGACAAACUGAGGAGUGAGCUGGCUGCCUACCUCUGUGGCUCAAGGAGAGAAGAACGCUCUCCCUGCAAUGGGACUAGAUCCACACCUGCCUCCAAAGCUGGAGAGAACAGAGACGAGAGCCCCAAUUUACCCAAGAAAGAGCCUCCCCCCAGCCUAACUCUCCCACCUGUGGACUACGCCCCAGCAGAGCCCCCAACUCCAAGUGUCCAGCGCAUCAGGAGUGAGCUGGAAGCCCUAAUGUCCCCCUCACUGGAGAAGAAAGCUAAGCCAACUAUAGGUCUCGUAUCCCCUAAACUCCCACCGGAAGCCAGAGGGAUAGUCGAGAAUGGGGCUGGGGAUGCCAAGCUUCCCAAGCCGAUGGCCAAGAAGCUCCCACUUCUGCCCACCCCACCCAAACCUGAAGCAGAGAAGGACUUGGGCGUCCCCACAGCCAGGACUGUUGGACCAGGGGAGAAAGCCACAGAACCUCAACCAUCAGCAAUAUCUUCUCCCCUCCAGGCUAAGGGUUCCCCUUUGGCGCCUCCGAAACCUGAUAGGAUGGGGACACCUCGUUUGCCAGCCCCUGCACCAAAGACUCCCCUAGCCCAAGAGGAGGUGUCGGUUCUCUACAAACCCCUCCAGGACCAAGACAAGGCACGCUCUGGCCAGGAAGCUGCUGUAGUAACACCCAGCCCUGCCAAGAGGGAGCCUCAAGGAGUAUGGGAAAAUGAAAGCCCAUCACUCACGACCCCUGGAAAAGAUUGGUCAGACAGGGAGGUCCUCAGACACCCAGUGACAGGGGAGGUGGUGGAAAGAGGAUCUCCAAUGGCCUUACUCCUUGCUGCCAAACAGAGGGCCCAGAAGGGACGGGCUAGAGGCAGUGCCCUGGGCCUGUCCUCAUUGCCAGGGGGUCUCCAUGGCAACAGAAAUCAAUCAGAGUCUGUCUCUGAAAGCAUCAUCUACAGUGAGGUCAGGCCCAGCUCCUUCACAGUUGUGCCCAAACCCACGAGGGAGGUAGAACAGGCUCCCCAGAUGUCCACAUCAACUCAGCAUGACAGACCUAGCAAGUGGGGCUCCCCAUCCCCAAGAGGUGCAGCGACUUCAGAGUCCCAGCCCAGGCAGAGAUGGUCAAAGGAAGAGCCUCAGGCCUCUCUGGUCCAGGAGAGGUCAACCUCUUCCUACAGCCCCCAAAGCCAUCUGCUGCCCAAGUCCUUCUCUUCGCCAUCCUCCCCUUCAUACAAGGGAGGUGGGGAAGAGGUGGAAAAAUUUAACUUUGAGGUCAUCCCACCACCCCCUGAGUUCAGCAAUGAUGCUGAUCUUUCUAACCCACCUCCUGCUCCAGCCCCAGCUCCGGUCCCAACCCCAGCCUACCUGGGCCAUAGGGGUUCUCCUCUGCGAAGCAGCUUCUCAGACUAUGGCCAGACCCCGGACCUGGGCCUUCCAGGCUACGAGCGGCCAUCACCCACAGGAUCCCCGGGAAAUAGCUAUUCCCGCUACUACCCUGGUGUCCACUACAGUGGUGGUGGGGGUUUGGAACGCUUCUCAAGUGGGGGCCGCUCCCUCAUUAAGAAACGCCUGUACCUCAAUGAGCCUCGGAGAAGCCCUGGACCCCCACGCUGUGGCCCAGGUGGCGGUACUGGUAGAAGUCUGAGUACCCCAAAUGCCUUUGGGCCUCAGCCUGGUGGAACCUAUGGGUCUGGGCACGGAGGAACAGAGAUGAGACGGGUUAAUUCUUCAGGUCGGGCGCCCGGGGGUCUGCAUACCCGAAGGCUUUCCAUAGAAGGGACUGGAAGGAAUGGACCCUAUGCAGGAGGGGGAGUUGGCAGUGGUGGACCUGGAGAGAAUAUAUACAAAGUAUCUAAUACAGACUACAGCUUUGCCCCAGCAACCAGCAGGUCCUCCCCCAGCAGUGCUAAAUACAGCAGUCCCCUCAACACCUUCACAGUGCGGCCUGGAACCCGACAACCCAUUUCCUACGUAUACUCUGGAGCACAUCGAAAAGCCACAUCCUGAGCUAUUUGCCUGCCUCAGUGGGCUGGAACUUAGCUGAGAGACAGAUGGACAAAUGAGAAGCAGUCUUCUGGAGAGAAUGAAAGUCUCCUGUUUGGGUUUUGUUCGACAAAACACUGUCAUUAAUACCUGGAUUGACUUAGAUGUUGGAGGGGAGGGAAGGAAAGGGGAAGAUGCUUGGCUAGGAUCCCUGAUUAGCCAAAGCCCAAGUUUGUGGCAGGUUAGGACCUACGCCUCACCCCCCCCCCCCCAAAAAAAAUGUAUGCAAAAAAUUUUAUGAGGUUUUUAAAAAUUUAAACCAUAAAUAGUCUGUGAGCAGACUAUAAUAGCAGGGAUACUGUCCCCAAUCCGCAGGUCUACCAAGGGCUAGAAGUCCUGAUUGGAACCCCAUGGCAUUCCUAAUGGGCCCAGUAAAACAGGUGGAGUUUACAUCUGGCUGGCCCUCAAAUCUUGCUCUAAGUGCUUGCUACUUCUGGGAGAGGGCCUGUCCAUGUCCUGGGGGAGUUGGGGGGGGGGGUGGUCUUUGACUACAGCCAGUCCCAAAGUUUUUACUCCCAAAAAUGGAAGGGCUCUCUGACCCACUCCCACCCAGAGCCACUAUACUCACAUGGGGGCCUAAGAAGAUCAAAGUGCCUUGGACUGCUGUUUGCCUUGGGUAGGGGAAGGGAGGAGGGACACUGUAUUUUCCAUUUCCUUAGGCCAGGAAUAGGGGAAGAUGAGUCAUAUGUUGAGGGGGAUGGUGAAUGGGACUUGCUUUACAAUUCAAGUCUAAGUCUUCUUAGCCAUGAUUUUGGGAUCAGAACACAAAGGAGCCAGAAGACUCAGGUUCUAGGGCUUGGCUUUGGACUCAUUAGCUUUGCCAGGCCUUCCAGUGGGCUUAGGAGGAAGAAUUCUCACCGAUCUCUCCCUAUUCCCCCAACCCACCCCAUCAAAAAAAUUGUUCACCACAAAUAUCACUGCGGUUUUAAAACCUAUAGCUAAGGGAUUGAGAGUUAGGGGAGGUAGUGUCAAUGGAUGAUAUGUAGCAGAUGGGUUUAAUGGUUAACUGAUAAGUGAGAAGAGAGAGGAAGAGAAGGAUUAUGUCUAGCCUGUGGCUCAAGGCAGGGACAUCUGCUUUGGAAGCAAUGUCCCCCCUGGACGUCCUUCCUCAGGCUCCAGGCUCAGGUAAGUGAUGUUCCUGAGCCCAGUCCAGGGCCAGGGGAGCUGCCCGUGGGAGUCAGAGUGCUUCAUUAGGUGACAAGGAUUAUGAAUGAUGUCAGUGUGUGGAUGCAAUUAGUCAUGCCCAGUGGGGAGUGCACAGAAGAAGCAUUGAGGAAACAAGGCACAGUUUGUCGGGGAGAAGGCAGAGAGUGGAGGAAUGGAUGUGAAGCCUGCUAGAGAACUUAAAAUAAUCCUUGCUGAGUCCAGGGGAUGGUAUCUGCCCAUCUUCUUAUAAGAAAUGUACUUGACCUUACCUCCAAGCCCAGCCCUGGCUCUAUGUAUAUGAAAUUUGUGUGUAUUUUCUCUGCACGUUGUUUUUUAAGAGUCUGUUAACUUAUAUUCUGUAUUAAGGCACACACAGGAGGGGGAGGAUGUGGGCUAACUGUUGUAUGUUAUUUAGAGAGGGCAGAGAGUGGAUUUUUCUUGGCUUUGGAAAUAAACAGGUCUAGUUUGAGAUUA